GAAGAAGCGUGGUGUGUAUGUGUGUGCGUGCGUGCGUGCUGGAGCGGCGACCAUGCAGGAGGAGUCUGGAGAGACAGUAUGCAGUGAAAGGAAUGGGGAGGCAGAGUGGUUGUGCCCUCUGUGCCAAAAAGGCCAACCAGACCGAUCUUCCUUGUCGCUUCAUCUCACCGAGCAGCACAGCGUUCUUCCAUCGUGUGUCGACAGACUGCUGGACAUCGCCGUUCUGAAACAGGCCGCCAGCGCUGCAGCAGAGGAUAAAGGCGCCCCCAAACCGACAGACGCUGAUUCUUCACAAUCGAAGCACGCAGAAGACAUCAGCGCCGAGCCCUGCCAAUCUAGCGAGAGUGCAGACGCUACCCAGACGCUCGGAGACAAAGAGAUGGAGGAAGAGAGAAUAAUGGAACAGGAGGGAGGUGAAGCUGAGCCGGAGCCAGAAGAGGAGGGAAAUCCACUGGCAGGAGCCAAACAGCAAAAUGCAACUGAAAACACAGAAAUCCCAGACGCUGGUGAGAAGUCAGUUGGUAAAAACGGCGUGCCGGCUGAAAAUAACACCCGGUCCUUCAAAUGCAACGCCUGCCUGGAAAGUUUUCCCAACAGAACUGCCUUGAGUGUUCAUUACAACUCUGCAUCUCACAUUCAGAGGAUGACUACAGGCGCUGCAAAGCAGAGUGUAGAAAGUAAUCCCCCAAAUUCCUCGGUUCCAGUCCUGACUCGGCCGUAUAUAUCAAACAAGCCCUACCAGUGUGCGAUAUGUCGAGUCUCUUACAAUCACGCCAUCACCCUCGAGAGCCAUAUGAAAUCUGUCUUGCACCAGACUCGAAGCAGAAAUGCUGGAUUAGCAGCAAACAACACAGCGGCAUCGUCUAGUCUGAGAGGUAGCGCCGCCGGUGCGUCCAACCCUGCGGUGACCACGUCUGGAAGCGGAACCAGUCAGCUGGUCACCUCCACUAACUCUGCCGCUCCGGGGACUCUGGUGGUGAGUGCUGCACAGGAAGGAGAGCAGAUCUCAACGUCACAAGUGGCCCCCUCCCUCCUCACCUCCCCCGUGGCGUCCACUCAGGCAGUCUCGGCCAUUCUCACCCUGCUCACAUCGAGUCCCAACGCCCUCUCGCACUCUCUCCUGCCCUCCCUGUUCGCGGCCGGCGCCGCUCCCGGUGCCGCUGCGCCCCAGCUUGUGCCUCAGCCUCAAAUGGUCAUGCCCUUGAUCUUAAAUGGGCUGCAAGCCCAAACACAGCAGCACCAAGAGAACCAGCAAGGCCAGCUCCUCACCCAGUGUGUGCCAUUCGUAGGUCUCAGCACAGCCCAGCAAGCCCUCCUAACCCAAAGACUAAACAGUUUGCAGAGUCAGUGGCCCUCCGCAGGAGUUCAAACAAAUACACAAGCCUGUGUAGAGGAGCAAAAGCAAACUGUAACAACUGAGGCAGAGCAAGACAAAAAGCAGAGCGACGUGACAGUUGAAGAGAAAGCCUCAGAUCAGCUCAAAGAUGGACAGAACCUGACUACAGAAACUGAUCAAGAGGAGAAACCUAGGGAGCAGAACAGUAAAAACAUUGCACAGUGCUCCAGUAUAGAAAGCAAAGGGAAGAUUGAGAAUAACGGAGACAAUGGGAAGGCACAUGGAGAUAGCACAACAGAUGGAGACAGUGCAACUAAUCAGUUGGACCUGGAAGGUGAUAAAGUAGCAAGCCUGAAUCUUUCCCCAGUGGGCACAGAGAAGAGCCUCGGCAAUAACAACCUAUCGCCUUCUGCAUCUGUGCCCAGCAACUCCAGUCUCAGUCCUGUAAAUCUAAACUUAACACUCAGCCCCGAUUCAACUCCUCAGAAGUCACAGUCGGGCACGAGCCCCAGUGGCUCCUUGGGCACCCCGAAAACCAGCCAGAGUACUAAUGCCUUAACUAACAACCAAGCCCGUCUCAAUUAUAACACAUCCAUAUAUCCAGACCUUCCUGUGCUUUCAGAGUUCCAGUCAGAGGUUCUCUGGGCCUUCUUCGAAUCGCGCAGUGAGGCUGACGCUGCAAGUCCUCCCCAUGAGGACUGCGAGGCGCUCGGCAGAGAGGUCGGUCUGUCUGAAGAGGAAGUACGGAGGUGGCUGACUCAAGCAUGCCUCGCCAAACAGAGAUGGAGGGCGACAGAGUCGGAACACCUGGCUGGGUUUACAAAGCACGGCCAUGGCUCCGAUGUCGACUACGAUGAUGAGGAAAGCUCACUGGUUAUAGCCGAAGGAGACGACUAUGCUGAAGCUUCAAGUAGCCAAGCAAUGGAUUUGUCUCAGACGAGAGGCAAACGCAAGCUAAGAGAUUUAGGCAGGGAGAGUCGAGGAGAGUCCUGUCUCACCUCCGACUCGGAAAAUGAGGUCUACACCUCUGUGAUUGUUUCCGAUGAGGAAAGCCACAACGGUUCCUUCAAAGAAUGCCCUGAAAGCCCCACGAAAGACAACACUCAGCGGGAGGUCUACAGUGACAGGGGAUCGGUCGGAGGGAAGGUUUUACGCUCUACAACUGUGUUCCUUUCUGAUGCAGAGGAUGAAUAUGAGGAAGAGGAGGGGUCAGGGGGACAGAGGGCCAAGAGGAAAAAAAGGGGGGAGUUUGAACGUGAUGAAGUGGAGGUGAAAAAGGAGAGGCAGGACCCUGAUGUGGAUCUGGAGUUGGAAGCCCAAGGGGAUCCUCCGUAUUCACAGUCCCACAUCAUGGACCACCCAGAGAUCCCAGCCAGUGCUCUUCACUCAUCCCCUUGUCCCUCACUCCCUUCUCAGCACAGUUUCUCAGCCCUUAUGUUGUCUCUCUGGCGCCACCGAUAA
Salarias fasciatus (jewelled blenny) is the source of this 2797-nucleotide messenger RNA. RefSeq lists its product as uncharacterized. Gene Ontology annotation, molecular function: RNA polymerase II cis-regulatory region sequence-specific DNA binding; DNA-binding transcription factor activity, RNA polymerase II-specific. Gene Ontology annotation, biological process: regulation of transcription by RNA polymerase II. The coding region runs from base 53 to 2797 and encodes 914 amino acids. The record is from RefSeq and is a predicted model, not a curated record. The transcript has 4 exons. Gene Ontology annotation, cellular component: nucleus. Lineage: Eukaryota; Metazoa; Chordata; Actinopteri; Blenniiformes; Blenniidae.